UGGCGCUGUGCGAGCGGGCGGCCAGCGGGAGCUCUCUGAUCUGGCCUCGCGUGUUGCUCUUCGGGGACUCCAUCACGCAGUCGCAGUAAACUGUAGAUGACUGGCUCGGGGCCAUUGGAUGAAGAAAACCUCAUUUCCAGAGAACCAAGUGAAGCGACAGUGACCCCCAAAAUACCUUCCCAAGCAAGGACCGCGAGAGGCCUCGGGGUGCCCACAUACCCUGCAUCUAAAGGGCCUAGCCCAACACCUUUGCCGUUGUGCCUGGCUGCGUGGAUAGUAACGGGCUUUUUCUUCAGUUUUCUUUCCAGCAAGGUGGAUGGGGCGCAUCGCUGGCUGACAGGCUAGUCAGGUUACAACACCAGAUGGGCCAAGAUUAUCCUUCCGAGAUUAAUUAGGAAAGGGAGUGGUAUGGAAACCCCAGUGGCAGUUACAAUUUUCUUUGGUGCCAAUGACUCUACCCUCAAAGAUGAGAAUCCCAAGCAGCACGUCCCCUUGGACGAAUACGGGGCCAAUUUGCGGGACAUAGUGCAGUACCUCAAGUCUGUGGACAUCCCCAAGGAGCAAGUCAUCCUCAUCACACCGCCCCCACUCUGCGAGGCAGCCUGGGAGAAGGAGUGCAUCUUGAAAGGUUGCAAAUUAAACCGCCUGAACUCUGUUGUUGGUGAAUAUGCUAAAGCAUGUUUACAAGUAGCCAGAGACUGUGGGACUGACGUCCUUGACCUGUGGACCCUGAUGCAGAAGGACAACCAGGACUUCUCCUCCUACUUAUCAGAUGGCCUGCAUCUGUCACCAAUGGGAAACGAGUUUCUGUUCUCACACCUCUGGCCGCUGCUGGACAAGAAGGUCUCUUCGCUACCAUGGCUGCUUCCUUACUGGAAGGAUGUGGAGGAAGCAAAGCCUGAGCUGAGUCUGCUGGGAGAUGGAGACCAUUGAGCUGGGUCAGCCUGGGAAACAAGAACAAGUGGCCACAUCUUUCCCUUAGACCGUUCCAAGUUGGUAAUCAGACAUUUCAAGAGUAACCAUUCAUGUGCAUAACAUCAUUGAUUCACAAAUAUCAAGAGCUUGAUUAAAUGUUUUUUCCAAGCCUAA
Messenger RNA from Psammomys obesus (fat sand rat), 1089 nucleotides. It is a transcript of the gene Iah1, whose product is annotated as isoamyl acetate hydrolyzing esterase 1 (putative). The record is from RefSeq and is a predicted model, not a curated record. Gene Ontology annotation, molecular function: hydrolase activity, acting on ester bonds. The coding region runs from base 409 to 933 and encodes 174 amino acids. The transcript is spliced from 6 exons. NCBI's taxonomy places the organism in Eukaryota, Metazoa, Chordata, Mammalia, Rodentia, Muridae.